CUGGUUUUUACAUCCUGCCACAAAAGAGCUCCACGACGCGCACUGCCUCAGUUAGUUUAGUAUUAGUGGCAAGGUUUUUUUUUCUCCCAUAACGUAUACUUUGUUGAUUUUCUGGAUAAGAUUGCUGUUUUAAGUCUGCUCGUUGAAAAAGUAUGUAAUUUAUAUGUCUGACGUCAUCGCCCCUGUUGCAGCUGUCUUCUUCCCCUACAUCGGAGGGUUCCCCUCAGGUUCCAUCACCAGAACCCACAUGCGAUGGUACGAGAGUUUGAAGAAGCCUCCAUGGUGUCCCCCCAAUAACUUCUUCUCCCCCGUUUGGAUGGUGCUCUACGGAAGUAUGGGCUACGCUUCCUACCUGACGUGGCGUGACGGACGGGGGUUCGACGGGGCUGCCCUACCCCUGGCUCUCUACAGCACCCAGCUGGCCUUAAACUGGGCAUGGACUCCGAUCUUCUUCUCAGCACGAAGCAUCAAAUGGGCUCUGAUAGAUAUGGUGUGUCUUUGGGGUGCCAUCGCUGGAACCACCUACCUGUUCCACGGCAUCAAUCAAACAGCUUCCUACCUUAUGCUGCCUUACCUGGGAUGGGUCUCAUUUGCAUCUGCCCUCGUUUUCAAUAUUUGGAGAAAUAACCCGGACACGACAAAAAUAAAAGAAUAAUUUAAUCGCAUUUUAUUGUUAUAAUAAUAUAUUUUUUUCUUAUAAUUUCUCUUAUACAAAGUAUGAGUGAAUUAUUUUAAACGUGAAACAAAAAUCGAAAUCUAGAUUUUGACAAAUCUCGACGUUCUAUACCUAUCUGAUUGGGAAAAACACGGUUUUGCAAUUUUUUUCCGUGAGUGUGUUUAAACAUUACAAGUGUGAACCGUUAAAGUUAGUGCAUGAAAUUUCAUGUAUUAAUAUUAUAUCCUAUACGAAGGUUUCCUUCGACCUUCGGGCGAUUUCCGAUAAACGGAAGUAGUAAUUACUCUAUUUCCGUUUUCUCAAAAACUUUGGAAUUUGAUAAUGUUAAACUAAUUUCUCAUAAAGUAACAAAUUUCAACAUUUAACAGAGCUUACUCUCUGCUUUAUGAAUUUGCUCUUGAUCUCUCAUGCAAUGAAAAUAAAUUACUUCCUGAAUUUUGUGUCCAAUUUAUAUUCAGAGAAGAUUGUAUUCUUCAACCGAAUAAUUAACGAAAGUACUUCCAUAUUUGUUUACUUUGAUGCAAAUGAUUAAAUGAUGAACCCUGUUCACGCCGUUGAAAAAUAAAGUUGUUUACAUUUCUUUCAUCCGCGAGUUAACCUUCCUGAUAUUUUUGUUCUGUUUUUAAUGCAUUAAUUAUGUAUGUUAUAAAUGUUUUGUAUAUUGAGACAAAUGAAUGGCUUUGAUAUACUGGCAGUUUUACCUUGAUUGUACUUGCUUACUUUAAUUUUCUAUCAUUUAUGUCAGUAUCUGAUUUUGUUGUACUCUAGUUUAAAUUCAUUUCUAAUCUUUUACUUCGUACAUGAGCAGAUACAAUGACGUCUGUAGUUAUCGAAAAUUUAUGUUUUUAAAUACGCAAUAAAC
This is a messenger RNA of Physella acuta, 1538 nucleotides long. Its product is annotated as translocator protein-like. NCBI's taxonomy places the organism in Eukaryota, Metazoa, Mollusca, Gastropoda, Physidae. Gene Ontology annotation, cellular component: mitochondrial outer membrane. The record is from RefSeq and is a predicted model, not a curated record.